AUGGCCAAACAUCCUGAGAAACCCAUCGUGCACUACGGUGUGCCAGAGUGGACCAAUAACAACGAGAAGCUCUCUGCCACCGCGGUGAUUGAGCGAUAUAUUUCCAACAUAAUCCGCCAAGAGAGCAGGUCUCUCCGCAAUGAAACCACCUGUAAAACCGACUGGGAUGAAAGCGAUACCUCCCGCAUGUUGAGAGAUAGAAUCUGGGAGGUCACAAGAUGCAAGGAUCUACUGGUAACAUGUGCACAGAAAGUCGAUGAUGAGAUUGAAGCAUUGACUCUGAAUAAAACCCGUACCGAGGAGACCUUGGCUGCCACGGCUGUGCCCCACGAAGUCACCACGGAGAGCCUUACUCUGAGAGAGGGACGACGAGGAUUUGAGUUGGUCAAUGACCCCGUGGAAAAGGAGUUAAAAAAAGAGGUCUACGUCAUCGAAAAAGUGCAGAAACUUCUCCAGCAGCACAUAGACCAGGCUUUUGAACAGCUCGUUAUUUUGCAGAAACUUAGACAACAGCUGACCGCUGACAUCCAAAACAAGAUGGAAACGCUGGGUAUUGAUAAUACUUGUCUGGAACUUACAAUAACUUCGCCUCAAAUCUCCCUGAAGCCGAACCCUACCCGAAUACCUGCGGGUACAUGCACACCGCACGAUUGGAUCCAAUUCACCCAGUUAAAUUUAGCGCGAGCCCGUGAAGCAAUGCAAACAUCUGAGCAGAUGAGGGAGGACAUGAGUCUCAGCAGAGUAAACCUCCAAAAUGAGUUGAAGAACCAGCAGAGAGCCACCGAGUUUGCACUGCGUAAGCGCAAUCACGAUGAGCAACAAGCUUGUCGUGAGCUUGAGUGGCAGUUGAAAAAUACUGAAGAUGAGAUCGCAGCCAUGGAGAGCGACAUCUUCAAUCUGGAUGCCGAUCUGCAAGCAAAAACCGCCCCCUUGAAGCUAGCUCACACCAGACUGGAGAACAGAACCGCCCGACCCGGCAUGGACCUCUGCAGAGAUGAGGCGCAACGUUGUCUCGUGGACGAAGUCAACCAGCUUCAGGCCACGAUUGCUUUUAUGAAAGAGAAGCUAGCUGAAGCUCAGCACUCGCUACAGAGACUGAAAUUUCAUCACAACCAACUGAUGCAGGAUCACUCUCGGAAACGUGACGCUUUAGCCCUGGAGCAACGUUGCAUUAACAUCCGCGAGCGCCUCAUCCCCAUUUUGUACAGCGACGAAACUCCAGUACCGCUUCUUCUACUUACUAGCUCCAGCGGGAGGAGCACCGCGCAUCUGGAACGGCAAUAG
This is a messenger RNA of Nerophis lumbriciformis (worm pipefish), 1284 nucleotides long. NCBI's taxonomy places the organism in Eukaryota, Metazoa, Chordata, Actinopteri, Syngnathiformes, Syngnathidae. The record is from RefSeq and is a predicted model, not a curated record.